CUUGAGGGGUGCCUCUGUAAAUUUUGGACCUUGAAAUUCUUACAGGGGAUCCCAUCCUUUUGUAAAGAUGAGAUUUUUAUCAGAAACUCCACACCUUACCCCAACCCUCCAAAUCUCUCUCCGUCUACCCAUUUCCUGUGCUGAAUCUUCCGCAAAUUAGGAUCUUUCAGUCUAAUCCGUGUAAUUGAGAUAUGGCAGUUUAUCCAAGUGCAGCUUUAGCGGCUCAAUUUCAUUGUUCUUCUUCGUUCUCUUCUGGUAAGGUACAUCAAAGUGCAAAUCUUGUGGGCUUUUCGAAUUUGUCAUUGCAAGUAAAUCGAGUUGGACGAAGUUCAAGAAGAUCUCUUCGAAUCAAUGCACUAUUUGGUGGAAAGAAAGACAGCAACGAAAAGAGUGAAGAUGGCUCAAAGGCACCUCAUUUGUUCUUAAUUCGAAUAUUGGGAAACAUGCAAAAUUUAUACGAGACGGUAAAGAAGGCUCAGAUGGUUGUCCAAGUUGAGGCAGUACGAGUACAAAAAGAACUUGCUGCAGCUGAAUUUGAUGGUUAUUGCGAAGGCGAGCUAAUAAAGGCAACACUUUCGGGAAAUCAACAACCUGUGCGUAUUGAGAUAACUGAAGCCGCAAUGGAGUUAGGAGCCGAAAAACUGUCUCUUCUGGUGACCGAGGCUUAUCAGGACGCGCACCAAAAGAGUGUUUUGGCCAUGAAAGAGAGAAUGAGUAAUCUUGCUCAGAGCUUAGGAAUGCCACCUGGUUUAAGCGAGGGGCUGAAGUGAUAUUUAUGAUGAUUUUUAUGAUAAAGUUUUAAAUUUAGACAGUGCUCAUG
Messenger RNA from Striga asiatica, 820 nucleotides. NCBI's taxonomy places the organism in Eukaryota, Viridiplantae, Streptophyta, Magnoliopsida, Lamiales, Orobanchaceae. The record is from the annotation of a GenBank genome assembly.